UUGCUGGUCUCCCUUAGUAUUGCUCUUUCAUUUGUUUUAUUUUAUUAUUUUGCGUUACCCCAAAACAUUAAUACAGGUUGGGGUGUAAAAUGAGGGGGCUACGAACGAUCCCAGGAUAGCAGCACCAUGUCCCAAAACCAGAAGGAUCUGCUAAGUCUGGGUCGACUUGAAUACUUGCAAGCCCUAGUCACUGAAUUCCAGGUGUCAGAGAGCUCUGAAGCCAAGGAGCAGGUCCUGGCCAAUCUAGCUAACUUUGCUUAUGACCCCAAGAAUUAUGAAUUUCUCCGGCAACUCAAGGUCUUGGACCUAUUCCUGGAUAUGCUCACUGAAGACAAUGGAACCCUUGUGGAAUUUGCACUUGGUGGCCUUUGUAACCUCUGCCUGGAUAAAAUCAACAAAGAAUAUAUCUUGGAGGCCAAUGGGGUAGGAGCUGUAGUCAACUGCCUGUCAAGUUCCAACGAGGAGACUGUGUUGUCCGCAGUGACUACUUUAAUGUACUUGACCACAUCCCAGUCUCGCCAACAGAUCACUGCUCUUCCCGUGGUGGAGUGCAUGCUGCGCUUUUCCCUGUCAGCCAACCGGAGGCUACGAAACCUGGCAACUGUCUUCCUUGAAGAUUAUUGCACCCCUCUUCAGGUAGAGGAGGCCAAGAACCUGACCAAGCACACAGCUUUAGGAAUCCCGCUGCCAAAGGAUUAAUGCAGCAGAACGGGCAGCCAGAAAGAUUUUUUUUGAAUGGGAAACAGCGUAUUAGAAAAGCCAGUUCUAAGCACGCCGUGGAAAGCAUCAAAGGCUCCCCGACGAGGCUUUUAUCGCGCCAUCGCAGGACUGAAAGACGCCUAGAAGCGCCCCUGCCCCACAAUCCCGCUACCCGCCGAC
Elgaria multicarinata webbii is the source of this 879-nucleotide messenger RNA. RefSeq names its product armadillo repeat containing 7 (gene ARMC7). Lineage: Eukaryota; Metazoa; Chordata; Lepidosauria; Squamata; Anguidae. Gene Ontology annotation, molecular function: protein binding. The coding region runs from base 127 to 699 and encodes 190 amino acids. The record is from RefSeq and is a predicted model, not a curated record. The transcript is spliced from 5 exons.